CUCACUCACCUUUUUCACUCUAAAAGCGAGCGAGGUUGCUUACUGGUGCUUAACGAUGGCGAAUCUGUCGCUAGGUUUUGGUGCGUUUGUGCUUUUGCUAGUCGGAAGCUUGAUCAACGUUGCGGAGGCCGAGAUUCACGAGUACGACGACAAACGGUUCACCAAAAUCGCCAACGGUCUCUAUGUUCCCGGUGGUAGCGAAGCUCUUUACGCUUCCAAGUUUCAGGAAGUCGGUUCUGCUUCUUCUUCUGGUACACAUUCCACGGGAAAGUCAUUUAUCAGGUUUGAUGAAAUUACCUUUGUGAGGACAAAGGAAGCUGCUAGCAAACAGAAAUCGAAGCUGGGAACUGCAGGAUUGGUUGAAACUCUAGUGUUUGAGAUAAAGGAUCGGGAUAGAAUCGGUGGGUCUUCUUUCAAAAGUGAUGCCGUAUGUUGUACUCCAGAGCUUGCAGAUGCUGGAUCCUGCAAUAUGGGAGAGGUUAUAAUAAGGAGAGAUCCCAGUGAACCUGAGUGGCCUAAGCGGAUUCCAACUUUCUUUGAAGAGCACAAGGAAGAAAUGAAGAUGCCUCCUCAAGCUUUGGUGAUCAACAAAACAGGACUUUAUGCUGUCUACUUCAUGACUUGCGACUCAGAUUUGGAUGGCACUGUAGUCAGAGGAAGAUCGGUUUGGAAGAACCUAGGUGGUUUUCUACCAGGCGAGACAGCUCCUUUGAUGAAGUUUUAUGGAUUCAUGUUUUUAGCGUAUGUGGUGCUUGGCCUAGUUUGGUUUCCACAAGUUGCUCAGUAUUGGAAGGAUGGAAUCCAGUUGCAUUGUCAUAUAAGCUUGGUAAUUGCAUUUUCCAUGGGUGAGUUAGCCUUCCUGUACUUUGACUUCGCCUAUCUCGAUUCAGCUAGUACAAGUCCUAUGAAGGUUACUCUCUGGGUAGUAACUCUUUCUGCCGUGAGGAAGACACUGGCCCGGCUUCUACUGUUGGUCAUAUCAUCAGGGUAUGGGAUAGUGAAGCGAGGUAUAACAUUGAGGAUGCUUCUUACUGGCGUCAUCUGCUUUGUUAUAAGUGAAUCUCUCGGGCUUGCUAUGCACUUUAGGAACAUCUCUGAAGAUGGGAUGACUCUCUUAAUGCUCUCUUGGGCUAUACUAGAAACUUGCUUUCUCCAAUGGAUUUUUAGGUCCCUGUGGAAAACACUUAAGUAUCUUAAGCUGAAUAAGAGGAACAUUGCUAAGCUGCAGCUCUACAAGAAGUUUGCAACUGUACUUGUAACCAUGGUGGUGCUCAACUUUGCCUGGACUUGUGUGGAGGUACAUAUCUAUGAUUCUCUGAGUGAGCUUUGGCAAGUGCAGUGGAUAAUUCCAGCAUUUUGGUAUCUGCUUUCGUAUGCACUGUUGGUAGUUAUAUGCUUCUUUUGGCCUCCAUCCGAAAAACCAACUAGGUACCUAUACGUAGCUGAAAUGGAGGAGGAGAUGGAGGAGGAGAUGGAGGAAGAAGAUCUCUCAUUGUUGGAAGCUGGGAUGAACACUAAAGAUGGCAAUGUGGAGAGGGAUGAGAGGAAGAGCCUUCUGGAAGCAUUCAUUCUAUUGUUUGGGAAUCUACCAAGGGAGAAGUGAAAAAUCCUUUACACUUAGCUGGCAUCAUCAUCAUCAUCGUCCUUAACCCAAGCUGCCUCCUAAUCAUCUUUUUCCAGCUUCGGGUUUGGUGUGUUUAUGUUUUUAAACUCCCAGUAUAACUAGAAUCUUUUGCAGCAGACUUGAGAUGCCAGUUUUCAUUACUUUAAGAGGUUGAUCUAGCUCUAACCGGAUUCAAUGUGUCUUAGACUAAAAUCUUAUGUAGUAAGCAGACUUGUUCGGUAACUGACAUGUCAGUUUUAUGUUAAUAUUGAUUAUCUUAAGAUUU
This is a messenger RNA of Eutrema salsugineum, 1889 nucleotides long. Its product is annotated as transmembrane protein 87A. Gene Ontology annotation, biological process: transport. NCBI's taxonomy places the organism in Eukaryota, Viridiplantae, Streptophyta, Magnoliopsida, Brassicales, Brassicaceae. The record is from RefSeq and is a predicted model, not a curated record. The transcript is spliced from 5 exons. Gene Ontology annotation, cellular component: Golgi apparatus; membrane. Bases 56 to 1603 code for a protein of 515 amino acids.